Messenger RNA from Puccinia triticina, 447 nucleotides. RefSeq lists its product as uncharacterized. Bases 1 to 447 code for a protein of 148 amino acids. The transcript has 2 exons. The record is from RefSeq and is a predicted model, not a curated record. NCBI's taxonomy places the organism in Eukaryota, Fungi, Basidiomycota, Pucciniomycetes, Pucciniales, Pucciniaceae.
AUGCUUCUCGAUGAACGGGGUGCGCUGGUUGGCGGGGUAGCAGCGGUUGGCGUGGUAGUCCCUGGCGCAGGUCUCGAUCUCCUCGCGGAGCCGGGUAGUAUGGACGAGCACUUGGUGGUUGAUGCCGGCGCCCAAGAUAGCAACGAUGAAGCCAACCACAAGGAGCGGAAGGUCACGAUCCGCGCCUCACUGUCGUCCGCCAACGGGAUCAACGCCAGCUCGUCCUCCGACGAGACUUUCAAAGGCUGGCUCGGGUCUAAUUCUUUGUGCACCAGGGUUCCGGAGCAUGAGCUCGGCGGCGCCGGCCGGCCAGCUUUCUCCCCCGGCGUCACGUCCCCUCCAGCCUCCGCGCGCUCCUCGAUAAUCUUCUUGGCCGGCUUCUCCCCCACCUGCUCGCUUGCCGUCCCCCAUCCUGCGCGUCAGUUGGCCCCGACUGUCUUCCACUAG